GGAAAAGCCGAAGUUCUCCGAAGAGCCGAGCGUCAGUGUAAUUCGUAAACAAGGUCGGACGCUGCAGCACGCAGUGCAACUCCUCAUCUUUUACGCGAGGAUAGUACGGACUGAGUUGCUUCCUGUGGCGUGCGACAAGAAAGGAUUGUCACGUUACCAAUCGGACCCUUUGUGACAUUCAUCGGGAAGGACUCCCACAACAGGCAGACAAGAUGUUUCAAUGUUUUCACUUCAUUGCUGAACCCAUCAAAACCAUGACAAUCAAAAUAAAGACAUCGAGCAUCAAAUCCAAGAAAAAGAAGACGCCAGAUUACUUGGAUGAAGAGCAGCUACUUAUUGUGGAACUGGCUCGAGAUCUUGGCCGAGUGUGCCAGAGCGCAUCAAUCCUGGAGCACGUCUGGAACAAGGAUGAGACUUGGCCAACCCCUCUCUGCUGGGUCUUCAUUCUCGAAUGGGCAUCCAUGUUAGGGAGAAAGAACAGGCCCAUGCAGACCGAUGGCUGGCCAGAAGCUGAUGGUGACGAAAAGUGUGAUCUGACGAACCAGCAGGACAUGCAGAAGGCUAAGUUGGACCUCCUCAAAUGGAUGAAAGACCUAAAAGCUCAGCCUGAGGCAAGUCGCUUGAACUGAUUUUGUUCCUCCCCAAAUUUCCAUCGCGUGUUAAUUUGACCCGCGCCUCAAAAAGUAUUAUAAUUCAUUGUGAUGUAGCAAAGCGUUCAGCUGGGGGAAACUGUGUCAAACAUCCUGGAGGACUUGAGUUCAGCUUGGCGCUGGGGCCGUGUGCCAAACCUUCUGUGUGCCAUGGAGCUGGUUUUGUGGACUGUGAUGCUGCAGGAUUCAGAUAAGCCGCAGGAUACAAUCCCACAGCAAUGGUUGAUGUGGAAGCAGAAAACAAAGAUUGGUGCUAUACCCUACAUUCCUCAACCAGUGUGGGAAUGGAUCACAGAUGCUGCAGUGGAAGUGAUCCUGAACCAAGAUACAGCCAAUCCUGAUCUUCUCAUCUCGGGUGAUGAGAAGAGAAUGCGUUGUGGCUUUGAAAGGAAAGAUAUCCCCAAUUACCACCAGCGCUUCGAUGGCUGGUGGUGCGCUGUUGGAAUGGUAGGCUAUGAAUCGGGCCGCCACUACUGGGAGGCGGAGGUGGGUGAGCGAGACUGGCGGGUGGGCGUGGCCAAGGAGUCCGCUCUGAGGAAAGGUUUCAAGUCCCUCAACACUGACACGGGUUAUUUCACCCUGCGUCUGGAAAGGGGCACUGAGCUUAAGGCACUCACCGUGCCCUUCACUGCCCUGCCGCCAGGCCUCAUCCCUCGAAAGGUGGGUGUUUACCUCGACUACGAUGGUGGCCAGCUGUCCUUCUAUGACGCGGACAGACAUGUCCACAUCUACACUUAUAAUGAGCGCUUCCGAGAGAAGCUCUUCCCACUGUUUGGCACAGUGGAGAUCAAUGAUGAUCUGGUGAUCAGGACUCCUGAAGCCAAAACCCAAUGUCUCUGCGCCACAUCCUGCCUGUGGGGUUGAUUUCAUUCCUCGUCAACCUUUCCUUCAAUAUAUCCAGUAGAUAUCCUAUUAAGGAAUUUCAAGGUUUCAAGGUUAUGUAAAUAUACUAAUCACUGGGAGGAAUCAAAGAUCCUGCUGUCAGAGCCCGUUGUUGUGCUUUCAAAUAGCUUCAAGGUGUGACCACUCUCUGUGCUACUGCUACUUUCCUCGUUCCUACACUCAAAUUGAAAACUGUCCUCACAUAUUUGGUGUUUGGAAGGAGAACUGUAGAAUAUACAUUGUCGUGUACUGUAAGAGUAAUCAUAUACUGAAUAAAGGAAAUGAAUGAUGGUA
This is a messenger RNA of Hippocampus zosterae (dwarf seahorse), 1826 nucleotides long. RefSeq names its product E3 ubiquitin-protein ligase TRIM39-like. Gene Ontology annotation, molecular function: protein binding. The record is from RefSeq and is a predicted model, not a curated record. The transcript is spliced from 9 exons. The coding region runs from base 801 to 1514 and encodes 237 amino acids. Lineage: Eukaryota; Metazoa; Chordata; Actinopteri; Syngnathiformes; Syngnathidae.